Molecule: messenger RNA, 1221 nt
Organism: Vicia villosa (hairy vetch)
Lineage: Eukaryota; Viridiplantae; Streptophyta; Magnoliopsida; Fabales; Fabaceae
Product: peptidyl-prolyl cis-trans isomerase CYP26-2, chloroplastic
Exons: 2
Coding region: 196-1161 (321 amino acids)
Biological process (GO): protein peptidyl-prolyl isomerization
Cellular component (GO): chloroplast
Molecular function (GO): peptidyl-prolyl cis-trans isomerase activity
Source: RefSeq, a predicted model, not a curated record
AUAGCUAUUCCCAUCUUUCUUAUCCACGAAAUCUCUUCAGUAUCCAUUUACUCUAUCUAUAUUGUUAUUCUGUCCUUCAUUUAUUCUCUAAAUCCCCUAACAAGCUCCCUAAGAUAAAGGAAAGGCUGAAUCAUAGAAAUUGCAGCAGAAUUAGAUACAUAAAUCAAUUCCUAAGCAGUCCAAAUAGAAAUAGAAAUGCUACAAAACCCAAGAAUACUGCGAACUUGCCCUCAACCAUUCAACCUUCCAACUCAGACAUCAACACCAUCACCUUCAUCACUCCAACUACUAGGCACAAGCCAACAUUUCCCAAUCCUCAAACAGCAAUGUAGAUUGUCGCGUAGAGAGCUAGCAAUCUACAGCAAUUCUUGCUUGCUGCUUCUUUUGGCUGAUGGAUCCAGGGCAAGAGCAGAAGAUGUUACCAACAGUGACCAACUGGGGGAUAGUUUGACUAACACUCCCAGCUGCACUGAAAGAAAACCUACAAAACAAGUUUUCUUCGACGUAUCUGUUGAUCGCGAACCGGUUGGUCGCGUUACUAUAGAGCUCUAUGGAGAUGAUGUCCCUGUAGGAGUUGAGAGGUUUAGCAAGAUUGUCAGUGGAGCUGCUGGUAUAAGCUACAGAAGGAAAGAGUUUGUCAAAAUCCUGCCAAAUUACGUACAACAUGGCGGUCUUAGAUCGUAUGGGGUGGAUGCAGAACUUGCUAACAAGACUGGGAGCAAUUUGGCUACUGAAAGUCUUGUUGAGGAAUGGGAGAGAAUGUAUGAGAAAUGCCCUGGGACUAAAAAUGUGGCUGGAAGUGUAGGAAUCAUUGUGAGAGAUCCAUCAAAACCACCUCCUAAGUUUAAACUGGUUGCAAGACUAGGAAAGCUUCAGAUUGAUCAGGAAGAAGUUGGAACAGAUCCUAAUGGGACAGAAUUUGUCAUUGCAACAAAGGAUUCACCGGAAUUAGAUGCUUCGUCUCUGGUAAUUGGAAGGGUGGUAGGAGGGAUGGAAGUUGUGCAGAGGAUUAGUGAAGUAAAAACUGUACAAGAGAAUACAAGCUCUCCAUACUUUAGGGUGGCAAAGCUUAUCGGAGACAAGAGGGCUGUUGUAGCAGAAAGGGGAUUCAACCGUCCUUACUCCAAAGUUGUUGUUACAAACUGUGGUGUAAUACAGUAGAACAAAAUUGUAUACACUCUUCUUUAGUUUAAUUCCAGUGUAUGAGAACACAUCAAAACA